This is a messenger RNA of Lichtheimia ornata, 1041 nucleotides long. RefSeq names its product TIGR01457 family HAD hydrolase. Lineage: Eukaryota; Fungi; Mucoromycota; Mucoromycetes; Mucorales; Lichtheimiaceae. Gene Ontology annotation, molecular function: phosphatase activity. The record is from RefSeq and is a predicted model, not a curated record. The transcript has 4 exons. The coding region runs from base 1 to 1041 and encodes 346 amino acids.
AUGUCGCAAUCUCCCAAGUCUCCUGCCAGCGUUAACGAACCUGUCAACCCUCCCACUGAGGACAGCCGUGAUCUCGCUAUGCAAUUUGCCCAACAGCUUUCUGUUGCUGGCAGUGGUGCCAACACCCCCAAGGUUUCUCCUUCAGUCGCCAAGGACUAUGCCUUGUUGCGUGAUCCCUCUUACCACAACAAGCGUGUUGAAGCUAUCCGCCAAAAGAAGGGUUACAUUAUCGAUAUGGAUGGUGUCAUCUAUCACGGCACCAAACUCUUGCCUGGUGCAAAGGAGCUCGUCGACUUUUUGCAUCGCAACAACAAGCGUUUCCUUUUCCUUACCAACAACUCUGCUCCUACUCCUCGUGAGCUUCAGCAAAAGUUGCAUCGUUUGGGUAUUGAUGUUACUGAGGAUCACUUUUUCACUGCUGGUCAGGCCACUGCUGAAUUCCUCAAGACCCAAAUGCCCGAAGGUGGUACCGUUUAUACCAUUGGUGAGCCUGGUCUUGCCUAUGCCUUGUAUGAUAAGGGCUUCUUCAUGAACGACCACAACCCCGAUUACGUUGUCCUUGGUGAAGGCUCUACCUACAACUACGAAAACCUUACCAAGGCUGUUCAACUUGUCCAAAAGGGCUCCAAGCUUGUUGCCACCAACUUGGAUGUUGAGAACCUUGAUUCCAAGGGUAACAAGAUUCCUUCUUGUGGUGCCUUUGCUGCUUGUGUUGAAGUGAUUACCAAGACCAAGGCCUUCUACUGUGGCAAGCCAUCUGCAUUGAUCAUGCGUUAUGCCCAACGUGUCUUGGGUCUUAGCCGUGCCGAGACUUGUAUCAUUGGUGACCGUAUGGACACUGACAUUGCUGCUGGUAUCAGCUCUGAGAUUGAUCCUGUUCUUGUGCUCUCUGGUGUCACUGCUAUGGAAGACUUGUCUCAAUUCGCCUACCGUCCCUAUGUGAUUUUGGGUGGUGUGUAUGAAAUCCCCAGCGAUGACAAGAAGCAUACCAUUUCUCCUGAUGAGAUGGAAGAUGCUAGCCGCCGUGCUUCCUUUCUGUAA